This is a messenger RNA of Rhopalosiphum padi (bird cherry-oat aphid), 1851 nucleotides long. RefSeq names its product zinc finger MYM-type protein 1-like. Gene Ontology annotation, molecular function: protein dimerization activity. The coding region runs from base 1 to 1851 and encodes 616 amino acids. The record is from RefSeq and is a predicted model, not a curated record. NCBI's taxonomy places the organism in Eukaryota, Metazoa, Arthropoda, Insecta, Hemiptera, Aphididae. The transcript has 3 exons.
AUGCUGGAAAGUUAUGACAAAUAUGAUUCGAACUUACAUCCUGAUGACCCUAAAAUAAGUAUCCCGAAGAAUCAAAUUGAAUUUAAACAAAGGGUUUUAAAAGGACCAUAUCAGCCAGUUUUAAAAAUUUUCCCAAGGACAACAUUUGGCAAUGCUAAUAAACAACGCAGUUUUCAGCAUUCUUGGUAUAAUUUGUUUCCUUGGCUAGAAUAUAGUCCAAAAGCAGACCUAGCAUUUUGCUUUCCGUGUCGAAUGUUUAAUGGUGCCACAGGACUUAACGCUGGGCAGAGUGAAAUAGUAUAUUCCAAAACAGGAUUUAAGAAUUGGAAAUCAGCUACAAUAAGAUUUAAUGUCCAUCAAAAAACUAAGGUUCAUUUAAAUAGUUCUUCAGCUUUAUCAAAUUUUUUGGAUUCCAAAUCUAUUGAUGUUGUUUUGGAUAAAACAUGUGAACAUAUUAACAGCCAAAAGGAGAUUCAACGACUAAAAAAUCGUGAAAUUGUAAAACGUAUUAUAGAUAUCAUACUUUGUAUAUCCAUCGGUGGUAAACCAUUGCGUGGACAUACAGAAAAAACAAAUGAUGUUCAUAAAGGUCUUUUUCUUGAUAUUGUUAGUCUUCUAAGUAAAUAUGAUUCAUUAUUUAAUGAACAUUUCAUUUCUGGACCAAAAAAUUGUUUGUACACAAGUAACCGCAUUCAAAACGAUUUGAUUUCAUCAAUUAAUUUAGUAAUUAGAAAACAGCUACAAGAUAUAAUAACCGAUAGAAAAAUUUCUUUAAUAGCUGAUGAGACAAGUGACAUUGGUCAUCAUGAGCAAUUAUCUAUUGUUUUACGCUACUUUGAUGAAACCAAAAAUUGUCCUAUUGAACAAUUUUUAUGUUUAAAACGAAUGACAUCGGUUGAUGCUCAAAGUAUUUUUGAUAAAAUGAGUGAUGUCGUUCAAGAAUAUGGAAUUAAAUGGGAAAAUGUGGUGUCAAUUUGUUUUGAUGGAGCAUCAACGAUGUCUGGGAGUACUGGAGGAGUGCAAGCAAAGUUUAAAGAAAAAAAUAACAAUUCAUUUUUUGUUCAUUGUUACGGACACUGUCUAAAUCUUGUUCUAGUAGAUUCUAUUGGGAGACAUAAUAUAGUCACUUUUGAUUUCUUCGGUAACAUACAACUAAUUUAUAAUUUCAUUGAAGGCAGCUGUACUCGGCAUGCAGUAUUGGAAAAAAUUGCCAACUUUACAAAUACAAAGUUAAAAACUUUAAAAUCAAUUUCUACCACAAGAUGGGCUUGCCGCUCAGAAGCCAUUAGUGCAAUAAAAGAAAAUUAUCCCUCAAUAUUAGCUGCAAUUGAAGAAAUUGUUGAUAAUACAAAACAAUCAGAUGUUCGAGCAAAAGGCAAGGGAAUUCUUCAUCAGAUGAAAACGUUUGAAUUUAUCUUUGCCAUGUUGAUGUUAGAUCCUAUUCUUUCUUCAAUAUUAAAAACAACAUUUGAUUUAAACUCUGAUAUGUUGAAAACAGAAAUUAAUCUUCUUAAACAUACAGAAAAUAUACCAAAAGGCGAGAAAAACAAAUGCGGCGAUUGGAUAAAUUGGCUUACACAAUCCAACUACGGAAGGGAAACUAUAUUUUGUAAUGUUUUUAAAGCAUUGAAAACAUUUAUGGUUAUACCAGUAACGAGCUGUUCUUGCGAACGGUCAUUUUCCAAGCUCAGUAUUGUGAAAACUAAGUUACGCAGUACCAUGAGACAGGAUCGAUUGAAUAGUCUGCUUACAAUAUUUAUUGAGCAAGAACUUGCUUCUGGUAUAAACAUUGAUGAUGUAAUUGAUACAUUCAAAAAUCUUACUCCCGUGGACAGAAGGAUGGAGUUGUAA